CUCGACACCUCACAAUGCCGAGCCACAAGUCGUUCCGUACCAAGCAGAAGCUUGCCAAAGCGCAAAAGCAGAACCGUCCCAUUCCUCAAUGGAUUCGUCUCCGAACAGGCAACACCAUCCGUUACAACGCUAAGAGACGUCACUGGCGCAAGACUCGCAUCGGUAUCUGAUCAACUCGCCCUGCUCUUUCCUUUCUGUGCGGCAAUCCAGCAAUCGGAGAAUUACAACGCUGGAUAUGGAUUUGAACAUGUACGAGGAGGUCUGAUGGAAUAGAUGCAAAGAUGCAUAGGAUGGGAAUCAUGACUGAUAUUGGCGCGAGAUAGGGCUAAAAGGCAGCACUACAUCACAGCUAGCCAAUGGAAAGAUCAAACGAACAUUACAGUGAACUGCUGCCGAGUGUUGUUACUUCUAUAUUGGAAAUGCAAUUUGCCCACUCGUAUAUACCAUCACAGCUAAUGUACAGCACACAGCUAUCCGACU
Pseudovirgaria hyperparasitica is the source of this 480-nucleotide messenger RNA. Its product is annotated as ribosomal protein L39e. Gene Ontology annotation, molecular function: structural constituent of ribosome. Bases 15 to 170 code for a protein of 51 amino acids. Gene Ontology annotation, biological process: translation. The record is from RefSeq and is a predicted model, not a curated record. NCBI's taxonomy places the organism in Eukaryota, Fungi, Ascomycota, Dothideomycetes, Acrospermales, Acrospermaceae. Gene Ontology annotation, cellular component: cytosolic large ribosomal subunit; ribosome. The transcript has 3 exons.